UCUUUUCUCCUCCACCUCCAAACUCCCCAUUAAGAGCCUUUUUCCUCAAAAAUUGCCUGCCAAUUCAAUAACAGAGAAUAUAUAGAGAUGUCUGAAACACAGGAGAUCCCCAUUUUUCUUCAGAAACCAAGACGCGUAGUGAGGAAGUUCAUGGCGAGGCCGCAGCAUGAGGGUAAUGGCGCCAUCGUCAAAAGAAGCAUUGGGAGAUAUGAACUGAAAUAUUUCGACCCAUUUCUUGUUCUGGAUGAGUUUUCAGUUGCGACUCCUGCUGGAUUUCCUGAUCAUCCACAUAGAGGUUUUGAAACAGUAACUUAUAUGCUUGAGGGAGCUAUAAAACAUGAAGACUUUGAAGGUCAUGUGGGGAUACUAAGAACUGGUGAUCUUCAGUGGAUGACUGCCGGCCGAGGGAUUGUUCACUCAGAAAUGCCAUUAGGAUCGGGGAUUUCAAAGGGAUUGCAGCUUUGGAUUAAUCUAUCAUCAAAUAACAAAAUGAUUGAGCCUAAAUACCAAGAAAUGAAGAGAGAGGAGAUCAUGACAGCCUCAACGACUGACAUCAACGUUCGCGUCAUUGCCGGCGAGGCAAUGGGAGUUCUAUCGCCGGUGUAUACCCGAACUCCGACGAUGUACUUGGACUUUACUCUUAUGCCCUCAGCACAUCUUCGUCAACCUAUUAACCCUACGUGGAAUUCCUUUGCUUAUAUCCUCCAAGGUGAGGGCAUCUUUGGCACUGAGAAAUCUGAUCCAAUAGGUCCUCAUAACCUUCUUCUGUUGGGCCAUGGUGAUGGGAUUGACGUGUGGAACAAGGCCAUAAGACCUCUACGAUUUGUGCUUGUAGGAGGUGAGCCUUUGGGAGAGCCAGUGGCUCAAUUUGGUCCAUUUGUGAUGAACAAUGAUGAAGAGAUUGAUCAAACCAUUAAUGAUUUUAAUCUUUGCAUCAAUGGAUUUGAGAAGGCUAAACAUUGGAAAUCAACUGAGCUGAUGGGUUCUUAAAUAUAUUGUGUAUUAGUAGCAUGUUUGAGAGCUUUUCUUUUUCAUUGAAUAAUAUGAUUAAAUUGUUCAAAUGUUUUCAUGUUUUUUACAAUGAUUAAAAUAUAAUGUUUAUGAAAAUUUCAUUUUAAUAUUUUUGAGUUUAAUUGUAGUCAUAUGUGAGAAUCUUAGAAUUGGUGAUGACAUGUUUUUUUUAAGAUAAAACUCAUAU
This is a messenger RNA of Dendrobium catenatum, 1198 nucleotides long. Its product is annotated as pirin-like protein. The transcript is spliced from 6 exons. The coding region runs from base 88 to 990 and encodes 300 amino acids. Lineage: Eukaryota; Viridiplantae; Streptophyta; Magnoliopsida; Asparagales; Orchidaceae. The record is from RefSeq and is a predicted model, not a curated record.